Molecule: messenger RNA, 615 nt
Organism: Funneliformis mosseae
Lineage: Eukaryota; Fungi; Glomeromycota; Glomeromycetes; Glomerales; Glomeraceae
Source: the annotation of a GenBank genome assembly
AUGUCUACAGUUGAAAAAGAAGCAACGGGAAGAGCUUCUCGUACAAGACAAACUGAAAAUACUGCUCCACUUCCAAGUGGAGCUGGUGAAGAAACAACUGGUGGAAAGUCUAAAAAAAAAGGCGGAAAAGGAGGAGCAAAAGCCUCUGCAGCAGCAUCAAGUACUUCAAAAAUCUCAAAGAGCAUUAAAGCAGGGUUAACAUUUCCAGUUGGUCGUAUGGCAAGAUUAUUGAAAAAAGGUAGAUAUGCAGAUAGAAUAGGAGCGGGAGCACCAGUAUAUUUAGCAGCAGUAAUAGAAUAUUUAACAGCAGAAGUAUUAGAAUUAGCGGGAAAUGCGGCAAGAGAUAAUAAGAAACAACGUAUCAUACCAAGACAUUUACAAUUAGCUAUACGUAAUGACGAAGAAUUAAAUAUUUUAUUAAGACAUGUUCAUAUAGCCGAAGGUGGUGUUUUACCAAAUAUCCAUGCCGAAUUGUUACCUAAAAAGAAAGGCAGCGAAAAGGUUAAACCUACAACUACUGUUACUAGUGCUACUGGCGCAAGUGGUGGAGCUCAAUCAAAGAAAUCUACCAAAGGUGCCAAGACCACCGCUGCUGCAUCUGGUGGUAAAGCGUAA